Thyridium curvatum is the source of this 3696-nucleotide messenger RNA. RefSeq lists its product as uncharacterized. The record is from RefSeq and is a predicted model, not a curated record. The transcript has a single exon. Lineage: Eukaryota; Fungi; Ascomycota; Sordariomycetes; Thyridiales; Thyridiaceae. The coding region runs from base 1 to 3696 and encodes 1231 amino acids. Gene Ontology annotation, molecular function: monoacylglycerol lipase activity.
AUGCUUCUCCUACACCAGAUCGGCAGCGUCAAGGUAGGCGAGGUGGUCCGCUACACCGUCACCUACACCCCCUCACACGACCGCAUCCUGCCCUCCCCGGAGGUCUUGCACCUGCGCAUCCGCAACACCUCGGCCAUCGCCCUGCGCGCCGCCUUUGUCCACGGGCCCUACACCCUCUCCGUCGCCGCCUACCCCUCCCACUUCGACCCCAACCGGAAAUUCCCCGACCCGCGGCGCUACGGCGUCCCCGAGUUCGAGCCCAUGCUCAAGGCCGGCGGCGUCUGGAGCUGCCGGCUCGUCGUCCCCGAGGACGUCCGCCAGACCGCCGGCGAGGGCACGCGCCACGGCUACUUUGGCGGCGGCCCGGACAAGGAGGGCCAGUCGGUCUCGUGGGUCGUCGAGGUCGCGAGCCAGGUCAUAUUCUCGGCCUCGGCCGCCGUCAACUACGAGGUCAUGGUCGCCCGCGACGAGAAGUCGCUCAGCAUCGGCGCCUCCUCGACCGGCAUCCCCGUCGUCGGCGGGCAGGCCCAGGUGCCCCAGCCGGGCAAGGUCAGCGACUACCAGAAGGGCCGCGACGGGCACCACCCGGAGCAGCCCAGGGGCGUCUUCUCCCGCGCGGUGCGGCUCAAGGUCGAGGACACGGCGGCGCUGUGGAACAAGCCCGAGCUCCCUGGCUGGCAGGUCGGCCCCAGGGCCAAGGGUAGAGGUGCCGCAGCAGGUGCCAAUGUCACAGUCGUGCCGGAUGCGCCGCCGAGGAGAUCAUCAGGAGAGCGCGAUGCCAGAUCCGGCUCGGCCCCUGAAAAGCUGCGCGAGGUCCACCUCGUGCUUUUGACCCAUGGGAUUCACAGUAACCUUGGCGCCGACAUGCUCUUCCUGAAGGAGAGCAUCGACGCGGGAGUGAGGCAAGCACGGAUAGACCGGAAGGCGAGGAGAGAAAAGGAAAGGGCUGAGGCCGAGGCUGCGCAGAAGAACGCAGACCUGGGUGGCGAGAAAGAGCAAGCUACCAGCGCUGAGAGUGCCGAGCCGCAGACCCGCCCUGACAUGGAGGAUGACGACGAUGAGGAGGUAAUCGUGCGUGGCUUUUCGGGCAACGCUACCCGGACAGAGAAAGGUAUCAAGUAUCUGGGGAAGCGGAUGGCUCGCUAUGUUCUCUCGAUGACGUACCCGGACCAGCCUUUUCUGCCUGCGGUCAAGGCAGCCUCAGAGUCCGUCUCCAACGUCUUCCAUCCGGGGAAUGCGUCCUCAUCAAAGCACGGGACCGAGGGAAAACCGUCCCACAAACACAGCACGAUUCACAAGGCGCCCAUCGAAGUCGAGAGGCGGGCGUACAAGAUCACCAAGAUCAGUUUCAUUGCCCACUCUCUAGGCGGGUUGGUCCAGACCUACGCAGUCGCGUAUAUACAAAAGCACUCGCCACAAUUCUUCGAUCUGAUCAAGCCGAUCAACUUCAUUGCGCUAGCAUCUCCAUUUCUUGGACUCAACCACGAGAACCCGCUAUAUGUCAAGUUUGCCCUUGACUUCGGCUUUGUAGGUCGGACUGGCCAGGACUUGGGGCUGACGUGGAGGGCGCCAACAAUUGCCAGGAGCGGUUGGGGCGCUAUCGUCAACCUGGGCGAGAAUGCACACAAAAGGGUGCUCGGCGAGGCCCAGCCGGAGUCUAAGCCGCUCCUGCGCAUCCUUCCCACGGGGCCUGCGCACACCGCGCUCAAGAAGUUCAGGAACCGAACGGUCUACUCGAAUGUUGUGAACGACGGAAUCGUUCCCCUCCGGACGAGCUGCCUGUUGUUCCUGGACUGGCAGGGUCUGGAGCGGGUGGAAAAGGCGAGACGCGAGACUGGCUUGGUCGAGGCCGUCGUCGGCUUCGGCUGGGCAGAGUUGACGGGCGCGAACGUGAGCUCGCCCAGAACAGCGCCGUACCAACCCUCAGACCAGCAGACCGGAGAACCGAGCCAAGAGGAGAUUGAUUCAGUAUCAACAAGCCCUACAAGUCCAACUGCGCAUGGGCACAACGACCACGAGGUUCCACAGCCAUCGGCAAACACGGUCCUGGAGGACGACAGGCAAAGCCUGAGAUCGGUCACAAACCCGUACCCGGAGCGGAUCCAGGGCAGCGGUCCUGACGCACAGGGCUACUCAACAGCCUCGACCAACACCCCAAACCCUCUGAGUGGUAUCUUCAAUUUCUUCAAGAGCCAUGAGCCGCCCAAGCCGACACCGCCACCCAGCGAGAAGCAGAAUAGGAUAUACAAAAGGAGCCAGACUCUGAAAGUGAUGGCUGGUGACGACUCGACAGACAACAACUCUGCCUCGUCCUCCAGAUCACGCGUGACGACUGGUCACGAGCUCGGCGACGACCCUGAGGGCGUGUCAGCACCUCCAAGGACUACUUUCUUCGAGUCGACUGCCGAUCUGCUGAAUCCCCGACUGCCCUCCGUUGAGUACCUCAUCGACCCAUCCAAGAGACCACGGACCAUCUUCCACGAUCGGGUGUACCAUCCUUCCGACAUCCCACCACCGCCCCUCAAGAAGCGUCCCACAGGGGCCCUCUCUCUUCGGCGUAAAUCGUUCCAACGCACCUCGUCCUCGAACUCUGUGCCCCAAGCUGGCGAGAGUCAAGGCUCCACGCUCACCCACCAGAACAGCGCCAAGAGCGGCAGCUCGUCCCCGUACCCCCCUUCUCCCACCAUGCCGCGCGAGGACUCGAUGGCCUCGCAGCACGACUACGACGACGCGGCCAACACCAACCCGGACCGGGACCCCGGCGAGGUCGUCGACAGCUCGCAGAUGCGCGUCGAGGAGAAGAUCGCGCGGGCCUACCACCGCGGCCUGUCGUGGCGCAAGGUCCUCGUUAAGCUCGAGCCCGACGCGCACAACAACCUCAUCGUGCGCCGCAUGUUUGCCAACGCCUUCGGCUGGCCCGUCGUCAAGCACCUCGUCGACGCGCACUUUAGCGACUCGGCGGCGGCGCGCAUGCGCGACGAGGACGAGAGCGGCCGCGACAUGGCGUUCCCGAUGGGCGAGGCGCCCGACCGGCACGGCGCCGAGACGGAGGCGCAGACGGAAGGGCUGCGGAGCGGGGGGCACGAGGGCCCGGAGAGGUCGCCCGGCGGGAGCAGUGGCCGCAGCCACGAGGCUGACGGUGGUGGUGGUGGUGGUGGCGGUGCGAAGGAAGCAGACGUGGGAAAGAACAAGCGUGUCGCGGCCACCAAUGCCGUCGGCGGCGAUGCGCAUCGCGAGCUGGAGCGGUCCGUGAGCGAGGCUCGCGAGGCGACCGACACGGUGCCGGAGCUGCCGCGCACACCGCUGCGCGAGGAGAGCGGCCGGCCCCUAUCGCGCCCGGGCUCGGACAGGCUCGACAGCGUGAGCUGGAGCGACCGGGACUGGCUCGACACGGAGGACGAGAGCGAGGCCGAGGCGCACGAUCUCGCGUACGGCGGUGGGCCGUCCCCGCGGCGCAAGAGCGAGGACGGUGACGACAUGAACAAGUCGCGGCCGGGCGGUGGCAAAGGGGGGGCAGGGCUGAGCGUCGCGACGGGGUCGCUGGAGGUCGGGGAGGACAGCAACGCCAAGAGGAGCUCGAGCCCGCUCGCGGGCGCGUGGAACUGGACGCAGGAGAAGAUCAUUGGGAAGGGGGCCGGCGCCUCGUCCAACCGGUCUCGGAGCCCGAGGGAGCCCCCUCCUGCUGCUGCCGGGUAG